Messenger RNA from Onychostoma macrolepis, 4558 nucleotides. It is a transcript of the gene tgfb1a, whose product is annotated as transforming growth factor, beta 1a. Gene Ontology annotation, biological process: SMAD protein signal transduction; regulation of cell population proliferation; transforming growth factor beta receptor signaling pathway. Gene Ontology annotation, cellular component: extracellular region. Bases 1727 to 2860 code for a protein of 377 amino acids. Lineage: Eukaryota; Metazoa; Chordata; Actinopteri; Cypriniformes; Cyprinidae. The record is from RefSeq and is a predicted model, not a curated record. The transcript is spliced from 7 exons. Gene Ontology annotation, molecular function: type II transforming growth factor beta receptor binding; growth factor activity; cytokine activity.
GCUUCCUGGCCAGUAUAAGAGAAGCGCUGUGUGAGCAACAGAUUUCAGAGAGUCUGUUAGCCUCAUUUCCUGGGCGGAGAGCACUAGUGAAGCAACAGCAACCCUAAAGGAGAGCGAGUGAGUAAGCUAGAGUGGGAUAGAGAAGUUAUUGGAACGUAAAGCUCUCACAAAUCAUUUUGUCACCAGCAAGCUCUGACAAGCGAGGAGAGGGAGUGUGUUACAAGAGGGAGCUAAUAAAAAGAGUGCUGUACGAGAGGGAAGGAGGGUCUGAAGGACUUUUUUACUCAAGACUGAGGUCAAAAGGCAUAAAAGUGGACAAACAGAAAAGAACAAAGGCAAGACGGGAAGGGAAAAGGACAUUGGCUGUCACUGCUGCGGUUCUCGCGUUUACUGCCUGGCUACUCAUGGACGGUUCAUUUGUUUCGCUCUUUUUGUUUACUCCAUCUGUCACUCGAGACUCGUGGGUUGGACGUGGUUAGUUUGAUUUUUCCUGACACAUUACAUCAUCGGGGCCAAAACGUCAGGGUAUUUUCCGAGAGGAUCUGUUUUCCUUUCAAUUCCUCUCAGUGAAAUGUGUGUGAGUGUGUGUCGCGGUGGGGGGGGGACCAGUGUGUUUGGUUAGCCGUGUCAAUGGAUCUUUCCACUUGUCUUUGUAGCGGGAAAAGCUUGUUUGAAGAGAAAAUAAGGUUGUAGCCCUUAAAAAGCCAUCUAAAAAAACACUGUUACUUAUUUUGACUGAUCUCUUGUGAAGCCUUGGCUCUGAACAGAGUCAUUCAAACUCGACUGAACUUCUAUAUUAUACUUUUGGGUGGUUUACAGAGCCUCAAAAGCAGGUUUUUUCCUAAUGCAAAGUUUGCGUGUUAAAUGAAGAACUUUCAAACUCUGCAAGUCACCGUUACUGUUAUCUGAUUAGCUGAGCGCUUCCGGAAAAUCCGUCUGACCAGCAGAGGAAACCUAAUGUUGUAAAAGCAAACUUUUGAGGAAAUCUGAGCUGGACACGUCCCUUUGUCUUGUUACGAAUGCAGGAUGCAGCUGGAUGGGGUUGUCUGGUUUAGUCCAAUAGUUAACAGGGCUUCUUUAGUGGUUUUCGUGUGAGAUGACAAAACAUCGGCUGAAGCAUCAAGACCAGAGAAGCUCAGAGGUGUGGAAAGCUGUGAGUAGUUAGUGAGCAAACACGCUUACAGACGUGUCAUUGUAUCUGGACCUCUGCGUGUUUUCACAGCGGGAACUAUCCAAGACCAGAGGAGAGAAAAAGAGUCAGUCCAGACGCAUGGACUCGAACAAGCAUUUCUGUGUGCGACUGCCAGCAGUGAGCCGGCGAUAAAGUUGUGCCGAAAGGAGAAAAGCUUUGUGUUUGUGUGUGAAUGUGGGAAUUUUUUUACUGAAAUUGAUGCAUAUGUAAAAGUGCAUGUCAGUGCUCGGCGGCAUUCAGGUAUUUGUGUGCCUCUAAGCUUGUUUACGUGGGAGAGUUGUUGUUCCUUUUGGCCAAACCGCACCUGGAUGGACCUCUGAAACAGGUGAGGCAUCAGGAAUUUCCCUUAUUAGAUAUCAGCUGUUCUGUCAGCUUCAUUAUUCAAGGUGCUUUCCAGAAUCAUCAUCGGGUAGCAUCACCUUCAUAAUAACAACACUGCUUGUGUCUGUUUGAUCCAAACGCUCUGCAUCAAUCACAGACUCCUGGUGAGCCUCGCUCUUUACCUAAAGACAGUUUGGGCUCAGAUUUGGCACCAUGAGGUUGGUUUGCUUGGUACUGACGGCCCUGUGCAUGGUGGCUAGAACGGCAAGUAUGUCCACUUGCAAAACUCUGGACCUGGAAGUGGUGAAGAAGAAACGGAUAGAGGCCAUCCGCGGUCAGAUCCUCAGCAAACUGCGCAUGGCCAAAGAGCCCGAAUCGGAGGUAGAUGAUGAUGGACAGAAGAUCCCAGAUACCAUGCUUUCUCUGUACAACAGCACUGUUGAACUGAGUGAAGAAAUGAAGAUGAAGCCCGUCUCUGUGCAGGAUGAAAAUGAAGAUUACUUUGGCAAAGAGGUGCACAAGUUCGUCAUCCGGCAAGCUCAGAAUGGCACAAAGCAUCAGAUGACUUUUAACGUGUCAGAGAUGAAGCAGAGUAUUCCGGACCGCCAGCUGCUGUCUCAAGCCGAGUUACGGCUUCGGAUUAAGAAUCCUACAAUGGACCAGGAGCAGAGACUGGAGCUGUAUCGUGGAACGGGCGAUCAGGCUCGAUAUCUGGGCACCCGCUUUGUCUCCAAGGCCUUGUCCAAUCGUUGGCUCUCGUUUGACGUGAAAGAGACGAUGAUAGAAUGGCUGCAGGGUUCAGAAGAGGAAGAAAGUUUAGAGCUGAGGUUAUACUGUGGCUGUAAGGCAGACCAGCAGAGUACUGAUAACUUCCGCUUCAGUAUAUCAGGACUAGACAAGCAGAGAGGUGACACUGCUGGUCUGGCAGAGAUGAUGGCGAAGCCUUAUAUUCUGGCUUUAUCUUUGCCUUCUAAUAGCAUCCCCCUUACAUCCGCUCGCAGGAAACGAGCUGUUGGGACUGAUGAAACUUGUGAUGAAAAAACUGAGACCUGCUGUAUGCGGAAGCUUUACAUUGACUUUCGGAAAGAUCUGGGUUGGAAGUGGAUCCACAAGCCAAAGGGAUACUUUGCCAACUACUGCAUGGGCUCCUGCACCUACAUCUGGAAUGCUGAGAACAAAUACUCUCAGAUAUUAGCCUUGUACAAACACCACAACCCUGGUGCAUCUGCGCAGCCAUGCUGUGCACCUGCAGUCCUCGACCCUCUGCCGAUUCUGUACUACGUGGGCAGACAACACAAGGUGGAGCAGUUGUCCAACAUGGUGGUGAGGAGCUGCAAGUGCAGUUAGAGUUCAUCUGACUGCAUAACGUUAUGUUUUCUUCAGAAGUGCUCCGUGGCUUUAUCUCUCUCUGGACAAUAAGUAAGCAAAUGCACAGAGAGAUAGAAGUAAAGUCUCAGUGGGAAGGAAAAUCAGGAGCUGAGACAACUGACGUGGACAGGAGAAAGGAGAAGGGACAGUCGGGCAAAAGUGGAAGCAAAAGGAAAGAGGGGAAAAGAAACUAUCAGACUUUCUCAGCGAUGUCCCUCUACAAUGGCACACAAAGACAUUUCGUUAAAGCAUUUCAUAAAACAAGCUCAAUAUUAAACCAAGUAUAUGCUUUGUUAUCUUUUUUUUAAAUGUUUAUUUACAUUAUUAAUUCCCAUUAAUUUAUUGUGCCUUCUAAGUUCAUAAUUUGAUUGUACCACAAAGGCAGCCGCAUAGCAUUGCAUGCCAAAUGUACAAUGAAGAUUUCUAAUGGUGCUGAACUGAUAAAGGAAACCAUGUCAAAGGAACAUUUCAAAUUUCAAAUAAACGUAAACACAUAAAAGAGAAGUGUUUGCACUAAACGACGGAAGUGAAGGCUCAUGACGUGUAGUACGAGACUUACAAGAAAGCUAAUGGGAUUGGAGCAUGCAACAAUGAACUGCUUUUUUUUUUUUUUUUUUUUUAUGUGCGCAGUAGGUUUUAUUGUCGUGCACAGCUCUGAAGCCUGUUUCUGUGAACAGGGUCUUGAGUGGAACACUAGAGGAAUAGGAUUGAAUGGUGAACAUUUCAAACUUCAUAUUGCACACAAUACCGAGUGUCACGGGAAAAUGUCUGCCUCUUCAGGUCCUCCUGUAGUCAGGGUUUGUUAGUUCUCAAAAAUAUCUACAGCUUUGCUAAAGGAAUGCAUUGGUCAGUCUCAGCAAAAGAUGUCUGGGACACAUUUCACAUUUAUUAAAUAAAAUGAUUUCACACAAAGAAGGUGAAUCUUAUUUUUAGGAUCAUUAAGACUGUUUGCAUUGUGUGAUUUCCUGUGUCACAAUUUGUAAUUUAUCUAUUCGAUUCAGUUAUUAUUGUUUUACAGUAAAGGGACAACAAAUACAUACAUGAUCUGUAAAUACUUAUAUUAAAUUAUUAAAUUCAAGUAACGAAUCGUUUUUAUUACGUUAAGAAGAAUGUGCUUGUCAAAAUGCAAGAAUCUGCUCCUAAAAACAGGCUUAAUGUUCUUGCAAAAUACUUUUUUUUUUUUUUUUUUUCUGCUGGUUUUGAGGUGAAAUUUCAGAAUUUUGUGUUAGUGAGUCUGUAUCUAUGCGUGUGUACUGUAUGUUUGUUGUGUGGUGUUCAGCUGUGUUAGCCUCGUGCUGACAUCUGUAUGAGCAACAUUAGUGUGUAUAUUUAUAGAGGCUUCAUGUUUGACAUCGGCGGUGUUGAGUGAUGGGAAUUGUUCUGUGUGUUAGUUUAAAGACAACACGGCUGAGAAUACAAUGUUUGCGAAAUGAAUGCAGUGUCACUCUUCACUGAAAAAUACUGGCUAGUUGCUGUAAAACUACAGUCCUUCGUAGAUACUGUCCUCUUUGUUAUGACAUUUUUUAAAUGCAAGUGUUUUAAAUUGCUACAGAAUUCCUUUGACAAACAUUUCACUUCCACGCAGUGCUUUAUUAUAUAAUUACAUUUCCUUUUUUGCACUUAUUUUAUGCCAUUGUGACACAAUGAAUUGUUUCAAUAAACAAAACUCACAAUUCA